Anoplopoma fimbria (sablefish) is the source of this 6939-nucleotide messenger RNA. Its product is annotated as myocardin-related transcription factor A-like. The record is from RefSeq and is a predicted model, not a curated record. The transcript is spliced from 22 exons. Gene Ontology annotation, biological process: smooth muscle cell differentiation. Lineage: Eukaryota; Metazoa; Chordata; Actinopteri; Perciformes; Anoplopomatidae. Bases 164 to 3976 code for a protein of 1270 amino acids.
UUUUUUGUCUUCUGUCCACAACAACAUUCGCCUCAUUGCAUCCUGCUGCUCUGCUACUUCGAAGAGUAAGUGGAUCCAGUGGGAUGGAAACUUUGGGGUGCUGGUUUGACAGGAAAUAAAAACCAGGUCCGUCUACGAGCAUCACUCGGAAUCCUCGGUAACCAUGGAGACCGAGUUUGGAGAGAGACUAAAUUCAGGUGCCUUCAUCCCCAGCCCUCAGAGUGAAGCUCUGGCCAAUGAGCUUCAAGAGUUGUCCCUGCCGCCUGCCCCCAGUCUACUGAGAGAGAGGAAGGAUGUUCUCCAGCUGAAGUUACAGCAGAGAAGGUCCAGAGAAGAGCUGGUCAACCAGGGGAUCAUGGCGCCCUCCUCCUCAUUCAUAGGGGCUUGGUCAACAAACAAACAUAUUCCAGCCCUGAAAAGUUCAACUGCCUUCCACGAACAAAGACGGAGUUUGGAACGAGCUCGAACUGAGGACUAUCUCAAGAGGAAGAUCAAGACUCGACCGAAGCGAUCUGAACUGAUCAGGAUGCACAUCCUGGAGGAGACUUCAGCAGAGCCGUCGCUUCAGGCCACGCAGCUGCAGCUGAAGAGAGCUCGCAUUGCCGAUGAUUUGAACGAUAAGAUCUCCCACCGGCCGGGGCCCAUGGAGCUGAUCCACAAAAACAUCCUCCCUGUUCACUCCAGCAUUAAGCAGGCCUUCAUAGAGACACGGUUCCCAAAGGAUUUAGGCGGUAACUCAUCAUGUGAUGAAGACAGCAAUUACAGUCUGUCUCCAGCUCAGCCGCUGGGCUUGGAGUCUCCUCUGGGCCUACUGCCUCUGCCCUCUCCACCUGAGACGCUGGCUGGCAGCAGCAUCCCAUCACCCACACAGGUCUCUCUGCCUGCUCUUGCUCUCCAACCCAUCUCUGGAUCCUCCCCCUCAUUCAAGUUGACCAAUGGGAGAGCAGCAUCACCGGCCCAGAGGACAGGAGUGACUUCACAGAUCAAGGCUCAGUCCAAACCAAGCUCUGACCGCUCGUCACAAAGACACAAGAAACCAAAGGACAACAAGCCAAAGAUUAAAAAGCUAAAGUACCAUCAGUACAUCCCUCCUGACCAGAAGGGAGAUAAAGAGCCUCCUCCCCAUCUGGACUCCUCUUAUGCCAAAAUCCUCCAGCAGCAGCAGCUCUUCUUGCAGCUCCAGAUCCUCAGUCAGCAGCAGCAGCACUAUAACUACCACGCCAUCCUGCCUGCACCACCUAAACCUCAGACGGAUCAGCAGCCAUCUUCCUCCUCCAUUUCCACAACUACCUCCUCCCCACCUCGACCCGUCGCUGCCCCUUCAAAAGCUCCUUCAUACCAGGGUGGUCACAUCCGUCAGAGUUCUGCUGAUUUACAUGGGACAAAGCCAGUCUCUUUACCUCCUAACCUGGAUGAAAUGAAGGUCGCAGAACUGAAGUCCGAGUUGAAGCUGCGUAGCUUGCCAGUAUCCGGCACCAAGAACGACCUCAUCGAGAGGCUGAGGACCUACCAGGAUCUGAAUGGAGGCAGUGUCACUACCUCCUCUCCAACAGCAGGGGGUACCACAGGGCCAGGGGCCGAGGGAGCAGGAAAAUCCUCCAAACUUCCUGCUGCAACCACCAACAACACAUCACAACAACGGCAACAGUUCCAGUGCCAUCAGACAUCUUCUCUGACCACUGAUGCAGUUGAUCAGAAGCUCAUGACCUGUAGUGGCACUGCGUCCCCACCGACUGCCUCACUCACACACUCUGACUGCUCGCUGGGCGCCAUGAGCCCAGAAGAUACCAUCUAUGGCAGCAACCCCUUUGAGGAAAUGAUGAGUUCACAUAUCACCCAGGUGAGCCUUCAGCCAUGUUCAGCUGCUCAGCUUGCAACCAGCAUUAAAGAAGAGCCAAAGUGCUCCACCCUAGCACCAUGUCAAUACUCUUUGAAGCAGGCCUCUCUGCAGAAACACUGCCUGGUCUCAUCAAUGGCCCUUACCACUACAACAACAGCACCAGUGGUGACUAUGGACAAGGACAGGAUGCUGCAGGAGAAAGACAAGCAGAUAAAGGAGUUGACCAGGAAGCUGAUGCAGAAACAGAGGCUGGUGGAGGUGCUGAGGAUGCAGCUGGAGCAUGAGAACCGAGAAGGACCGGAGCCGCUGGUUCUAGUAAGAGUUAAACAGGAACCUCCUGAUAUGCCCAGUGUCCCUCUCUCAUUUUGCCAUCCAGCAUUAUCACCGCCACCAUCAUCCGAUUCAUGUGAGAUGGACGUUAUCAAGGUUACUGUCAAACAGGAAGCCAUCGAGGCAGAGGAAGUCGCGUGUGAGACAACAUUACACUUACCAAAAAUUCAUGGAUUACCGCAAACUCAGGUUGCCCAGGAGCAGGUUCAGCUCCAGAACAAGCCGGAGCAGAUGAGCACACAGCCAAAGCAACAUGUAUGCCUGCAGCAAACCGCUCUGCAGCUGGCCCAGCAACAGGCCAUACACAAACUUCUGCUACAGCAGCAACGCAGCUUUCAGAACGAGCAAGUCAUUCAGGACCACAGUCAGACGCCGGAGAACCUGCAUAAACUUUCCCAGCAGAGAAAGAAGAAGUCUCACAAACAGCAUCUCAAACAGCUCCAGCUGCAGCAGCAACUGUUGCAGUCACAGCAACAGCAACAUCACCAGCAGAUGCAGCUGAAGCAACAGAUUCUACUGAAGCAGCAGAAGUCGUUUUUACAGCAGCAGCAGCAGACCAAACAGCUGCAACAAAUCCAGAUACAGACAAAGAUACAUCUGAAGCAGCAACAGGUGCUAAUACAGCAGAAACAACAGGCGCAGCAGCAGACACCACAGGUGUCUCAAGCGUCCUUCAACCAGCAGUCAGAAUCGGCCCCUUCUUUCCCACUGGAUCUCCUCAAGGGCAACUCCACCCCGACUCUGGUCACUGAUAGCAACGGCAACCACUUCCUGGUUGCACUGACCAGUCACAUCACUGAGGACCAAGGGACUAAUGCACCUGGGAGCAAAGCAACCAAUCAAAUCGCACUGCAGCGACUACAGUCUUCUCCAGCCAGGCUCCCUGACCACGACCAUGUUAAUCAAAACAAACAGAGUAUGAAUGAGGGAUUUUUAAAACAAGAGACAAAUCCACAGAACGGGGGACUUCAGUUAUCUUUAGACCAUCCUCAGCAGGACGUUGCUCUAAGUUUGUCAGCACCUCCCAGUCUGCAGCCUUUCUUCAAGGACCAGGAGACUGCCCCAUCAGGAAAAACUACCUCUUCACCAUCCUCUCAAAAUGGUCUGUGUCCUAGUCUGGAUGUCUUGUUUGGUCCUCCGUCUCCGGCUUCCAACAAGACAGCUGCCUCAUCGCCUAAUGACAAAGUACGACACAAGGAUACAGAGCAUGAGGAGGAUUUUAUUGACACCAUUUUGCAGACGGGAGAAAUGUCGACCACUUUCAACCCAGCACCGGACCCUUCUCUGGACUGUCUAAAUCCACACUCCCCUUCCUCUUCUCCUCACGCCUCUCCAUUCCAGAUGUUGCUAUCCCCUCCCAUCCCUCCUUUUUGUGACCCCCAACAGUCGGCCUCCUCGCUGCAGUCUGAUCUCCAGACUCUGGCCAACACUGUAGACGAGAAACAACACUUCAGUAGCGCAGAGAGUGGACGCCUGGAGGACUUUCUGGAGAGCACCACCGGUAAGCCUCUGCUGGGGGUUGAGCCUGGAGGCCUGUUGACAUUGAUUGAUGACCUCCACAGUCAACUACUGUGCACCAGCAGCAUCCUUGACCACCCUUUGUCUCCCAUGGAUACCUUCGACCUGGCAACGGAGGGGGAGAAUGGGUUGGACAGUAUGGAUUGGUUGGACCUCACCAUGGGAGGAGAGAGAGAAGAAGAAGAAACCUCCACGCUGACCCCACUGGGCCCCCAAACGCCCCUUAGUGUCUUUUCCACAGACUUCCUGGACAGCUCCAACCUGAUACACUGGGACUCCUGCUUAUAGCCUAAAGCAUUCGAAAAACAAAUACAGGGCUCAGGUGCACUCACUUGCAUGCAAAAAAAAACAACAUGUAAUUUAUGGCUGAGGCUUAAGUAUCUGAUUAGAGCACUCAUUCUGUGUCUUCUCACAUACUGGUGUAUUGAAUCCUCAAGCACUUUGACCUUUAUUUAUUUUAUUUACACACUGGUGUAUUGAUUUGUGUGCAGACACUUAUUAAGCAGGUCCUUUAUCUGUUCUCGCUGCUUUAGCAACAGUUCUGAAAACACAUUAGAGGGACUGCUGUGGAUUUGGACCCGAUAAUUGACGAGACACUUUUUUACUGGGCCAUGAUCCCGUUGCUCACAUGUCAAUGAAUCCCAUCUUUUCUAGACACCAUCUUACAGUGAAUGCAUCAGUUUGACCUUUGUCUAAUCCGGAGGGCAAAUCCUUAAUUGCCUUUUUAUAGUAAAGAUAAUCAAUAGUUUACCACUACAGCCAAUCAAUAACCAAAGUUUAGGUGACGACAAUGAUUUUCUAGCAACGUGAUAGUUAAAAGGAAGGAGUAAAGAGUUUUCAGACGAGCUCUAAUGCUAUAAUUUCAAAAGAUGUUGUGAUUCUGUAUCUCGUCUUUUUCCUGUCAGUUUUUGAUGCAUUUUGACAGUUACAGUAUCCGUAUUUCAGACUUUAUGUUGGUUCAUGUGCAGGAUACAGCAUUGAACGUGUUACUAUAGUUUGCAUUAUAUGUAGUAUUAAAGAAACGGACAUUACAUACAUACAGCAACUGCUGCUCUGAAACUUUUCAUUCAUUCAUUUAUAUUGACUCCAGUGAAAGUUAAAGUUAGUUCAAGGAGCUUAUAUAUUGUGUUGAUAUGGUGGCCCCUGUGGACAAAAGGGAUAGUGUUUCAGAGUACCACGCCUCAUGCCACUGAGCGCCUUGUGUCAUAGAGAUCUGAAGCUGCCAUGCUCCCUUUAGAAAACUAAUUUUACUGCAGCAGUGUCUGCAGCCAAUCAAGCUGCAGCACAGGCGACUACAACCAGGAAAUGCUUAAACAAGACUUUAAUUUAUCUUUUACAAGAUAAUAAUUGUUUUGUAGUUUAUAAUCUAUCAAGAUAAAAAAAAUAAAAAAUUCAGCCAGUUAUUUUUGUACAGCUGCAUUUAGAGCAGGAGUAACGGGACCUGUAUUUUAUCCAGAAUCUACUUUUUGAAUAGAAUAAAUACACUGUUAAAGAAAAAAAAAAUCCCCUCAUUGAUUUUUGUCCUUAUCUCAGGAAACAGUUUUCCACUGUUGCUUUUUCGUAAAUAAAUGAGCCUUCUGGAGACAAAUAAAAUUAGACUGUUUCACAUUAAUUUAAAAGUUCCUGGUAGUAACUUUAAUUGCUGAUUACAUUAUUAUAUCUAUCUAUUGUUUUUACAAUUCGAUGGUGGUUUCAUUGUGCUAUGUGUUUCUUUAAAAAAGUAAAACCUACUGAAGGAAAAUGAAGAUAUUUUAACUCAAAAAUCUUAAAGACUUAAUCUAAAUAAACAAGAAAACAAAGUUAAAACUAUGAGAUAGUUAAUGGUUCCCCACAGCUGCAGUGUUAAAGUACAGUGACAAUACAAAAUAGAUUAUCCAUUUUAGAUUCCUGCAGAUAAUGAUAACAAAAUAAUGGUAAAAUGUUAAAUUUGAGAUUGAUAUUUAAAAUGUGUCCACAUUCAAAAUGUUUUUUCAUUGCACUAUUUUUUUUUAUUUGACAUAAUGCAACUUUUAAGAUUAAUGAAUGUCUUGGGUUUGAAAUCUUCUGAAUGUAAAUAUGUAAGUAAUGUAUCCUACAUGAACUACACAGCUUGAUUAGAGCUCUACACUUGUGCUGACAAUGCUCCAUGUCUACAUGCAGGAUGUACAGUAACAGGUUUUUGUGGUAAAUGUGGACACUUUGGUCUUAAUAACUGCCAUACUGUAGUUUCACUACCUUUCUGUUGGCACUUGUUUUUUUUUGUGUCUACACACCCAUAAUUAAAGGAAAGGAUAAUUCCUGCAGUUUAACAGAUUCACAAAGGCCUUCUCCAUUAGCAUUUUUAAAGAUAUUUGGUUGUUGCUCUCAAUGGUGAUAUGUGGUUAUCCUGUACUGUAUCAGUACUUUUGCCAAUGGGGAUUUAUUUUUGUCCUUUUUCUCUUUGAGAUAUUACAAUGGUGUAAUAUACCAGUUUAGACACUUCAAUUAUAAUAAGAUGGAUUUAAUUGUCUUUUUAUUUUUCAGCUAUUCUCUGUGGAGCACUCUGGUAAUGCAGCAAAGUGUCUGUAUUGUGAAUCUAAAACCUCUCUUGAGAAAACCUUGGAGACGUACUGCAAAAAACCCCACAAGUUUAUUUUGAUUCACACCAUCUUUGGAAUUAAUCAUUUUAUACUUUUGUGUUUUUUGGGGUUUCAUUAAUUGUCCAAUACAACCUCCUUGAUUUUCUGACUUUGGUCUUACAGUCCACCUGUUUAAAGGAUAGGUCAGUCUUAAAACAAUAAUCUGGUGAAACAGGUUUUUUUGUUGUGAUCAGUCCCCCUGGUCCAACUGGCCACUAAGAGAUCCCUUAGUAAUGCUUUAGAAACUGUGAACCCCAGCCUAAACCUAAGCCAUAUAAAAAAAAAAAACUGUUAUGUGGUACAAAUGCAACAAAAACUGAUGUUUUGUUGAUAAUAUAAAUAAUGCUUUAAUGGAGUUUCCAGUAAAUAGUCGGAUAGAAUAUGCCAGACCGCGGCUAAAUACUGCAAACUCAAUUAUUUCAUAUAGUUAUAAUUACAUGCGUGAUUCACUCACCUCUUAUGUGUUUUUUUUGUUCCUUUGAAGGAAUUUAAGUGCCUUGCAUGAUGUAGCAAACACAACUUUGUCUACUGUAUUUUUCCUGUUAGUGUUGAGCCACUAAAUGGAAAUGAUUGUGACAUUUUGGGGGAAAUUGUUUGAGCUUUUUGUGUACUUUAAUUACAUUUUUUUUCUAAAACAAAAAGGGAAUUUGUUAA